AUGGAAGAUGGACGCAUCCCAGAUGCAAGCAUCACUGUGUCGUCAAUGUGGAGGAACUGGGCCCAUUUCGGACCCACCAGGGCUCGGCUUAACCUUGAAGCCACAAGAGGGUCCGCAGCCUGGUGUAAUUACCGUGACCCCAAUCCAUGGGUCCAAGUCGACCUCGGUAGUGUCAUCAUCACUGACGUUAUCACCCAGGGGCGCGGGGAUUACAUCUAUGGUAACUUUGACCAAUGGGUGACAGACUUCAAAGUAGCCUUCAGCGAUGAUGGCGUAGAUUGGACUGACGUCACUAAUGAUGGAUCAUGUUCACCAAUGAAGUUCCCUGGAAACUCGGACAGAAACACCCACGUGACCACCACUUUCCCGAAGGCUUUCCAGGCCAGAUUCCUGCGUAUCCUGCCUACUCGGUGUCAUGGACACUGCUGCAUGCGGUUUGAAGUCCUCGGCUGCACAAUUAAGGAGUAA
Patiria miniata (bat star) is the source of this 468-nucleotide messenger RNA. Its product is annotated as lactadherin-like. The record is from RefSeq and is a predicted model, not a curated record. The transcript has 3 exons. NCBI's taxonomy places the organism in Eukaryota, Metazoa, Echinodermata, Asteroidea, Valvatida, Asterinidae. Bases 1 to 468 code for a protein of 155 amino acids.